GUGGUUAUUGCAUCCAUAUUUUAUCUGUAGUUGCAACCUUUUUGGCAUCUAAUUGCAUAUUUGGUUUCUAAUUAUAGAAUGUUAUGAGGCUUCUGUUAUUAAUUUUUUAUAUUGGACAUACUUGUUAAUAUGUUGCUAUAGGAAACAAUGCUUUGCAUGAUUUAAUCCUUACCUGGGCCACUUUUCCUCUUGUAAUCUUUCCAGGUGGUAAUUAUGAUAAUAAUUCCUCAACUUGGGGGCUCAAGAUCAUUGAAUACAAAGAAUUUGUUGAAAUUUGUUGUGUUCUUCCAAUACGCACCAAGGGUUCUCCGAAUAUAUCCUUUGUACAAAGAAGUCACUAGAACUUCGGGCAUUCUUACUGAAACUGCAUGGGCUGGAGCUGCAUUUAAUCUUUUUCUCUACAUGCUUGCCAGUCAUCUACUGGGAGCCUUUUGGUACCUGUUUUCUAUUGAACGCGAAACUGCUUGCUGGCGAAAAGCUUGUGGAAGUACGGCUGAAUGUGUCCGUGCUUCAGUGUAUUGUGAUGACAAUAAUGUCGGAUUUAGCACAUUUCUGAAUAAUACCUGCCCUAUACAGACACCAAAUGCAACACUUUUUGAUUUUGGGAUAUUCAUUGACGCUCUGCAGUCUGGUGUUGUCCAAUCAAUGGAUUUCCCGCAGAAAUUCUUCUACUGUUUCUGGUGGGGACUGCAAAAUUUGAGUUCUCUUGGUCAAAACCUCAAAACAAGCACCUUUGUCUGGGAAAUUUGCUUUGCAGUUUUUAUUUCCAUUUCCGGCUUGGUGUUAUUUUCAUUUCUCAUUGGAAAUAUGCAGACAUAUCUGCAGUCAACAACGAUAAGACUAGAGGAAAUGAGAGUGAGAAGGCGAGAUGCAGAACAAUGGAUGUCCCACCGUUUGCUUCCUGAGAGCCUGAGGGAGCGAAUCAGACGUCAUGAACAAUAUAAAUGGCAGGAAACUAGAGGUGUUGAUGAAGAAAAUUUGAUCCAUAACCUUCCCAAGGACCUAAGAAGAGAUAUAAAGCGCCAUCUCUGCUUGGCUCUGCUUAUGAGAGUGCCGAUGUUUGAAAAAAUGGACGAACAACUGCUAGACGCAAUGUGUGACCGACUCAAGCCAGUGCUCUACACCGAGGAUAGUUUCAUUGUGCGGGAGGGGGACCCAGUUGAUCAGAUGCUGUUUAUAAUGAGGGGAAAGCUGUUGACAGUGACCACCAAUGGAGGAAGGACUGGCUUCUUUAACUCAGUUUAUCUCAAAGCCGGCGACUUUUGUGGAGAAGAACUUCUUACCUGGGCUCUGGAUCCUCAUACGUCGUCUAACCUCCCAAUUUCAACUAGGACUGUCCAAGCCCUCUCAGAAGUUGAAGCAUUUGCUUUGAUGGCCGACGAUUUGAAGUUUGUUGCUUCUCAGUUCCGACGACUCCAUAGCAAGCAGCUCCGCCACACUUUCAGGUUUUAUUCACAGCAAUGGAGGACAUGGGCAGCUUGUUUUAUUCAAGCUGCAUGGCGCCGCUACUGUAGGAAGAAGCUAGAAGAGUCUCUUCGUGAAGAGGAAGAUAGAUUGCAAGAUGCAUUAGCCAAGGGUGGUGGGAGCUCCCCAAGUUUAGGUGCCACCAUCUAUGCCUCGCGAUUUGCUGCUAAUGCGCUUCGUGCUUUACGACGCAAUGCUACCAAAAAAGCAAGGCUGCCGGAGAGAAUAUCACCGAUGCUGCUUCAGAAGCCAGCAGAGCCUGAUUUUACUGCUGAAGAUAAAUAG
Molecule: messenger RNA, 1749 nt
Organism: Ilex paraguariensis (yerba mate)
Lineage: Eukaryota; Viridiplantae; Streptophyta; Magnoliopsida; Aquifoliales; Aquifoliaceae
Source: the annotation of a GenBank genome assembly